Molecule: messenger RNA, 5645 nt
Organism: Miniopterus natalensis
Lineage: Eukaryota; Metazoa; Chordata; Mammalia; Chiroptera; Miniopteridae
Source: RefSeq, a predicted model, not a curated record
CUCACCCCCUCAAUCAGGUUCCCGUUCGACUGCCGGCAGGCUCCGGCAAGUGGCGCCCGAACAGGGACCUGAAAACCUGGGAACACGGUAGAGGACACCGCUCGGGGCCGCGCGGAUAGCUAUCGGGUAAGUGAUAGCCGGAGGGAGCGGUCAGUAUAUCGGGAGUAAGAAAUCAUGGGCCAGGAAAAUAGUAAGGUGCUGUUUGCACAGGUUUUGAAAACUAUGCUCCGUUCUAGGGGCGCCAAGGUUAGUACUGCCCAACUGCGGAACUUUUUGCAGUUUGUGGAGGAAGUGUGCCCCUGGUUUCCUGAGGAGGGCACUGUUAAUCUGGAAACUUGGAAUAAAGUGGGAAGGCGUAUGCAGGGUUUUUUCCAGGCACACGGCCCCCAGAAGGUGCCUGUAGAGGCCUUCUCACUCUGGACCUUGGUCCGAGACUGCCUUGACCCCCGGCAUGAAGGAGUGCGCAUGGGGGCUUCUUCUGAGGCCACGCCGGUAGAGGCUCCAGGAGCCUCGUACGCUGAGGGCGAAGCCUCCGCUCCCCCGAUACAGCUCCUCACUGUUAAACCCGAGAGGCUGAAUCCGAAAGAGGAACAGGACUUAGAUGAAGCUGCCGCGGCCUAUGAGAAGGAAAAAUAUGGGGAGUUUGUGUUUCUCUCGGAAGAAUGCGCAGACAAGCAUAACCCGUUGCCCCCUGAUCCUACAAUGGAGGGCCUGUGGAAGCAAAUGCAGGCGUUGAUGAGCCAAGUUCAGGAUUUGCAUAAAUCAGUGAAGGGAAAGGACGCUGAAGGUUCACAAGGUCAGCCUAGUGCGCAUCCGAAAGGGGCUGACCCCCUGUUAAUAGAUCUAGAAGAGGACCCUCCAGGGUACCCAGGGGAGAAGCCGACUGUUUCCACACUGAGUGCAGGACCCGGGAUUGGGAUGCCAAUAGGAGUUCGUGUCCUCGAUCCUCAGGAGCGAACUAUGAUCGCUCUGGCUCAAAAAGGACCGGGUCAGGCCCGGGACCCUGGGUGGGGGAGGGUACGAACUGACUUUGCGCCAAUGUCUUCUUUUCAAAUGGCGCUUAGCCAGGCCAGACUGAGAGGGGAAGAUCUAGAGGGGUUCGAUUCAGAAUCAGCAAUGUGCUAUCCAGUAUUUGAACAGCCAGCUCAAGGGAACAACUCCCCGCAGAGAGUGUAUGGGCCCAUGGAUUUUAAGAAAUUGAAAGAGCUGAAGAUGGCUUGUGCUCAGUAUGGGCCCACUGCUCCUUAUACAGAAGCUAUUUUGGAGGCUUUAGAUACAGAAUAUACCAUGUGCCCCAAUGAUUGGAAACAAUUAGCGCGCGCUUGCUUGUCGGGAGGAGAUUACUUGCUGUGGAAAUCUGAGUAUACGGAGCAGUGUGAAAAGGUCCAUCGGCUAAAUGUGAGGAAUAACAUUCCCUCCGAUUUGCAAGGCCUGCUUGGAGAGGGGCAAUUUGCAGACACUCCUGCCCAGUUACAGUUUGGGAUGGGGACUUAUGCCCAAAUUUCUGCCGCGGCCAGGAAGGCUUGGAAAAAAUUGCCUAACACAAAAAAUGUAACCAUGGAUUUGACUAAAAUAAGGCAGGGCCCCGAUGAGCUUUAUCAGGACUUUGUCUCCCGGCUCCUUGAUGCCGCAGGGAAACUGAUAGGGGACGGGGAGGCUGGGGUAAUCAUUGUGAGGCAAUUAGCUUUUGAAAAUGCUAAUACUGCAUGUCAAGCAGCCCUACGGCCUUAUCGGCAUAAGGGGUCUCUGAAUGAUUACAUUAGACUUUGUCAGGAUAUAGGGCCCUCUUAUACCACCGGAGUCACUCUUGCAGCCGCCUUGAGAGGUCAGACUAUGCAACAAUUCCUACAGCAGCAGGGGGCUGGGCGAGGCAGGGGGCGACGAGUCCCCGGGCCCCCCGGGAGUUGCUUUUCCUGCGGUCAGCUUGGGCAUUUCACUCGAAAUUGCCCCCAGAAACCCUCCAGUAAUCAGAGGGCUCCCGCGGGCCCGCCCCGUGGAGCAUCUCCGGGGCUUUGUCCGAGAUGCAAAAAGGGAAAUCACUGGCCUCCCCCUGCAGUCGGGAAACUGGCAGAGGGGCCAGCCCCAGGCCCCGCAAACAUAUGGGGCUCUGAAGGGGGAGCCCCAGGGGCAAACCCCGGGAAGCAAUCCAUUUGUGACCUCUUCCGAGCCACCCCAGGGAGCGCCGGACUGGACCUCAGUUCCGCCGCCUACACAGUACUGACCCCUGCAAUGGGGAUGCAGGCUUUGCCUACUGGGGUCUAUGGCCCCCUGCCUGCCGGAACCGUGGGGCUUCUCUUAGGACGCAGUAGUAGUACCCUGAAAGGAUUGUUAGUGGCCCCUGGAGUCAUAGAUCAGGAUUAUACCGGAGAGGUGAAGGUUAUGGCUCAUGCUCCUCACAAUGUGGUGACAGUAGAUAAAAGUCAGAGAAUUGCCCAGCUUAUUUUGUUGCCGCUGGUAGAACAGGGAAAAGUCAGGACGAAUAAGGCUCGCGGGUCCCAGGGUUUCGGAUCUUCUGAUGCUUAUUGGGUGCAGCCCAUUAGGAGAAACCGGCCGGAGAUGGCACUUUGGAUUAAUGGGAAGGUGUUUAAAGGCAUUCUAGAUACUGGGGCUGAUGUCUCAGUUAUUUCCCUCAAGCAUUGGCCUGCUAGUUGGCCUAUUCAACCAGCAAUGACCGACCUGCAAGGUAUCGGUCAAAGUCGGACUCCGAAAAUUAGCUCGGCGGUCUUAAGCUGGCGAGAUGAUGAGGGACAUCAAGGAGAGUUUCAGCCCUAUGUCUUAUCAGAUUUACCUGUGAAUCUGUGGGGGAGGGAUGUCAUGGAGCACAUGGGGGUGUAUCUCCACAGCUCGAGUCCAGCGGUUACACAACAACUACUUAACCAAGGGCUGCUACCAGAUCAAGGAUUAGGAAGAGAAGGGCAGGGCAUUACUGAACCCUUACAACCCCUGCCCCGGCCAGGGCGCGCUGGCCUGGUAUUUUUAGGAGGGGCCUUUGACUCUCCUGCUACCCAUGCCGAUAAAAUGACCUGGAAGUCAGAUCUUCCUGUAUGGGUAGAUCAAUGGCCCCUGACUACUGAAAAAAUAAAGGCUGCCCAGGAGCUGGUGCAGGAGCAGCUCCAACAGGGCCACAUUGAGCCGUCUAAUUCUCCCUGGAAUUCACCUAUAUUUGUGAUCAAGAAGAAGUCAGGGAAAUGGAGAUUACUCCAGGAUCUUAGGAAGGUGAAUGAGACCAUGGAGCUCAUGGGGGCCCUCCAGCCAGGCUUGCCUUCACCUGCGGCCAUACCCCGUGAUACAUAUAAGAUUAUUAUUGACCUGAAAGACUGUUUUUAUACUAUUCCCCUUGAUCCCCGGGACUGUCCACGGUUUGCCUUUAGCGUACCAUCAGUAAAUUUUCAGGAGCCUAUGCAGCGAUAUCACUGGAAAGUGCUGCCUCAGGGAAUGGCCAAUAGCCCGACCCUGUGUCAAAAAUUUGUGGCAACGGCCCUAGCUCGGGUAAGGCGUGAGUACCCAGCAGUGUACGUCUGUCACUACAUGGAUGACAUCCUCAUUGCCGCUCACCAUGAGGGACUGCUCCUCCGGGCAUUUGCGAAAAUGGAAUCUGACUUGCAAAAACAAGGCCUGGUCGUAGCCCCAGAAAAGGUCCAGAGGCAGCCCCCGUUUUCUUAUCUUGGUUUUCAUCUGGAGCCUGACCGAUUUUUCUGUCAGAAAGUUCACCUUCGGCUAGACAAGCUCCAGACCUUGAAUGAUUUUCAAAAGUUGCUGGGGGAUAUCAACUGGAUUAGACCUUAUCUGGGGUUAACUACAGGGGAGCUCAAACCAUUGUUUGACAUUCUCAAGGGGGAUGCAGAUCCUGCAUCCGCUAGACAGCUGACCCCGGAGGGACGUGAAGCCCUUGGGAGGGUGGAGCAAGCUAUCCGCAGGCAGCAGGCAACAUUUUGUGACUAUAGUAGACCUUGGCAGGCCUGCAUUUUGGCCACGGGCCAUUCCCCUACUGCUGUUUUAUGGCAAGACCGGCCACUACGGUGGGUGCACCUCCCUGCUUCCCCUGCCCGGGUCCUUGCCCCUUAUUAUGAACUUGUUGCUGUCCUUAUUCAACAGGCUCGGGAAGAGUCCCGCCGCUACUUUGGCAGGGACCCUGCAAGCAUUCUGGUGCCAUAUACACGAGAACAGGUCACCUGGUUAUUCCAAACUUGUGAUCCCUGGGGAAUAGCCUUGGCUGGCUUUCCUGGAAAAAUUGAUAAUCAUUAUCCCCAAGACAAGCUUCUGCAAUUCUUUCUGAAACAUUCGAUUAUCUUUCCAAGGAUGGUAUCUGCUACUCCACUGCCCGGAGCCGCUACUGUGUUCACUGACGGGUCGUCCUCUGGCAUUGCAGCCUAUGUGCGUGGGCACCAGGUUACACGGUGGGAGACCCCAUAUUCCUCUGCCCAGGAGGUAGAGUUAGCAGCAGUACACCGGGUACUUUUAGAUGUGGCCAAUGAACCUCUAAAUAUUUUCUCUGAUAGUCAAUAUGUAGUCAGAAGCCUCUCUGUUAUUGAGACUGUCCCGUUCAUUGGCACUACUAAUUCCACUGUGCAACAACUGUUUAUAGCCAUCCAAGCUGCCAUCCUGAAUCGUACCCAACAAUGCUACUUUGGGCAUCUUAGGGCCCAUAGCAACUUACCUGGGCCCUUAUCCCAUGGAAACUGCCAAGCUGAUUUGGCCACUAAAGUGUAUUUAGUUGGGGUGCCUGCAGCUCGGGCGGCUCAUGCUCUCCACCAUCAAAAUGCCCAGUCUCUUCGGCUGCAGUUUAACAUUCCCCGAGAGGCCGCCAGACAGAUAGUAAAGGAAUGUCACACAUGUCCUACUUUAACCAGCGUGCCUAGCUAUAGAGUCAAUCCUCGAGGACUCCUGCCCAAUCAUCUGUGGCAGAUAGAUGUAACACAUGUGCCUAGUUUUGGUAAGCAACGGUAUGUUCAUGUUACUAUUGACACCUACUCAGGGUUUCUUGUUGCCUCUGCCCUCACAGGGGAAUCCAGUUCCCACGUCAUUGCCCAUUGCUUGCGCAGCAUGUCUGUCCUAGGACAGCCCCGGGUUAUUAAAACAGAUAAUGGACCGGGCUACACAGGCAAAAAGUUUCAAGCCUUUUGUAUGCAAUUGGGCAUUCAGAGUAAGACAGGCAUUCCUUAUAACCCUCAAGGACAGGGUAUUGUUGAACGAGCCCAUGGCACGCUAAAAAAUCAAUUGCAAAAAAUUAAAAAGGGGGAGCUGUACCCCUUAAUCCCGCAAAAUCAACUUAACCAUGCUUUAUUUAUUCUUAAUUUCUUAAUUUUGGACGAGAAAGGUCGUUCUGCUGCGCAAAGGUUUUGGCAGCAGGCUGUUCCCCAAGAUAAAGCCAUGGUCAGGUGGAAGGACCCCCUUGAGGGUACGUGGCACGGGCCAGAUCCGGUACUAAUCUGGGGAAGAGGGCAUGUUUGUGUUUUCCCGCAGGAUGCCGAGACGCCGAGGUGGCUCCCGGAGAGGCUGGUACGACACGCGGCCCAAGACGCUAGAGGAACGGAUGCAGGAGCUAACAAUGAACCCUGAGCGUCAGUCGCGAAGAGCCCGGCGAAGAGCCUGGCGGGCACAACAACGCGCAGAGCAACUCAUCAGAGGGCAAGGCAUGACUGUCA